This is a messenger RNA of Phasianus colchicus (ring-necked pheasant), 1171 nucleotides long. RefSeq names its product regulator of cell cycle (gene RGCC). NCBI's taxonomy places the organism in Eukaryota, Metazoa, Chordata, Aves, Galliformes, Phasianidae. Gene Ontology annotation, cellular component: cytoplasm. Gene Ontology annotation, molecular function: protein kinase binding; protein kinase activator activity. Gene Ontology annotation, biological process: regulation of cell cycle. The record is from RefSeq and is a predicted model, not a curated record.
AUGAAGCCGCCUCAAGCGCAGCGUGCGGCGGGCCAAGCCGGCGGCCGGCGUCCCGCGGCGUUGCCGGAGGAGGCGGGCGGCUUGGCGGAGGCUCUGGGAGAAUUCGAAGCGGUGCUGGAGGACUUCGCUUGCCCCGCGGGCCGGAGCCGCUUCCACUACGGCGAGCACCUGGAGCGCAUGAAGCGGCGGAGCAGCGCCAGCGUCAGCGACGGCAGCGGCCUCAGCGACUCCGAGAGUGCAGAUUCACUCUACAGAAGUAGUUUCAGCCUCAGUGAUGAAAAACUUAACUCUCCAACUGCAUCUACUCCAAGCUUGCCAUCUCCAUCAGUAACUCCUUGUAAAGCAAAACUUGGAGACACAAAAGAACUGGAAGAAUUCAUAGCUGAUCUUGACAGGACACUAGCAAGUAUGUGAAAUGAAUCUUUGGCACUGUUUGCCUGUGGAUGUCAUCUGAAGGAUAAGUGACAUCAGUCGUGGAAAACUGCUGCCUUUGUCUGAUAACUUUGUUACCCAAUAUAUUCACCUUGUGAACACAACCUAUGUAAACUCCUACAAGUUUUAACUGGCAAACAUCAGUGUUGUUACUUUGCAGCAGCUGGAAUCAGAUAACUUAAAUUUUCCAGCUAUAUUUUACUUUAAAAUAUAGCUUGAAUUUUAAUUUAAAGUUGCUUUUAUGAAAAUAUAUUUGUAAUUUUAUAUAGUUGAGAACUUUUAAUGCUUUUUUCCAUUAUAAUAUAUUUUUAUACAAAUAAACCCUGAACUGAAAUCCAGAUCUCUGAAACUUUCGUAUGAACAUAUGAGCUGUACAAAAUAUGCACUUACUGAAAACAUGGAGCUUGAAAAUAUCUGAUAAGACUGUAUUUUUUAUUAGGCACAAUGUAUUACACUGUCUUCAUACAGAACUUCAUAUUGUUCCUAUCAAAUAGCUUGAGUAAGUAUUUUUUACUGUGUAAAAUUUUAGUACAGUCAGGAAAAUAAAGUUAGUUUUUAUUUAUAUUAAAGGUAAUCUGAAAUAACAUUGACAUAGUAAAGAUUUGAACAAUAACACCAAUUUCGAACCCUGUCUAAAAGCUGUCUUUAAAGUUACAUGUCAUUCUCUAUUAAGUACUAAUUAGGAGGUUAGGAAUUUAGGUGUAGGAGUUUAAAUAGAUACUGCAGCAUCAAGAAAAUG